Limulus polyphemus (Atlantic horseshoe crab) is the source of this 1303-nucleotide messenger RNA. It is a transcript of the gene Phb2, whose product is annotated as prohibitin-2-like. Gene Ontology annotation, biological process: mitochondrion organization. Bases 78 to 980 code for a protein of 300 amino acids. The transcript has 8 exons. Gene Ontology annotation, cellular component: membrane; mitochondrion. Lineage: Eukaryota; Metazoa; Arthropoda; Merostomata; Xiphosura; Limulidae. The record is from RefSeq and is a predicted model, not a curated record.
AUGCGCAGUAAGAUACACGUGCUGUUUCUGUGGAGGGACUAUAGUUGCUCAGAAUUGUAAGAAGGAUAGUUGUGGACAUGGCUCAAAAGUUUAAAGAAUUUGCAGGGAGGUUAAGUAAAGGUGGUGCAGGGCCAAGUGGUUUAGGAACAGGAAUUAAACUAUUAAUAGCUGCAGGUGGUUUAGCUUAUGGAGUUUCCAAAUCAAUAUAUACAGUUGAUGGUGGCCAAAGGGCUAUAAUCUUCAGUAGAAUAGGAGGUAUUCAGAAAGAAAUAUAUGCGGAAGGCCUGCAUUUCAGAAUUCCAUGGUUACAAUAUCCUAUUAUCUAUGAUAUUCGAGCUAGACCAAGAAAAAUUUCCUCUCCAACUGGGAGUAAAGAUUUGCAGAUGGUUAAUAUCUCUCUGAGAGUUUUGGCCAGACCGGAUGCCACCAUGUUGCCUCACAUUUACCGAAUGCUAGGAACUGACUACGAUGAACGUGUUUUACCAUCCAUUUGUAAUGAAGUGUUGAAAAGUGUGGUUGCAAAGUUUAAUGCUUCCCAGUUGAUCACCCAGCGUCAACAGGUGUCACUAUUGGUGAGGAAGGAGUUAAUGGAACGGGCUCGAGACUUUAAUGUUAUUUUAGAUGAUGUAUCUAUCACUGAACUGAGUUUUGGGAAGGAAUAUUCAGCAGCUGUUGAAGCCAAGCAGAUUGCUCAGCAAGAAGCCCAACGAGCAGCUUUUAUUGUUGAACAAGCCAAACAGGAACGUCAACAGAAGAUUGUGCAAGCAGAGGGAGAAGCUACAGCUGCUCAAAUGUUAGGAGAAGCCCUGACGCUCAACCCAGGCUACCUGAAGUUAAGAAAAAUUCGAGCUGCACAAAAUAUUGCAAGAACAAUUGCUAACUCUCAGAACCGAGUAUACUUGAAUGCCGGUUCAUUGAUGUUGAACAUCGCUGACAAAGGUUAUGAUCUUCAAAACUUACCUGACGGGAAGAAGAAGUAGAUGAAGAUAGUGAAGAAGCAGACCAAUAUGGAGGAAAGACUGUAAUUUACCUUUUGAAACAUUAUUAUAACUUCUAAUAUAACCAGUUUUUCUAUAUUACAGUUUGAAGUAAAGCUUGAGUUGUGUCUAGCAUGUUUACGAUGUAUGCUGGAGAUGAACGAACUCUGUAUACUUCAAAAAUUAGAAAUUAAAAGCUUUGAGUAGAUCGUCCACACAAACCAUCAGUGUCUGUAUUAGUAAGUGUAAUUACAAUUAUAAAGCAUGUAAAUCCUGAUUUUCAUUGUUUAAUAAAAUUGUAUCUAGUUGUUAUUUCUACAUCAGAA